CAUCGCAUUUUCUCUACCCCGACAUCCCCGGACUAAGUCAACCCAAGCACCAAGGCUAGAUAAGAAAUCGAUACUCCCGAUACUCCCUAUCCGACAAUAGAACGAUCUUAUGCGCGCAUACGAAUCUACCUCACUCUAUCAAGGCGGCAAAUGGCCCGCUACAUAUACGAUUAAUCCGAAGUUGGUACAGCAUCGAGGACAGCGACCGCAUCGCUCAUAGCGAAUCGAACCGUUGUCGUUGUCAUUUCAGGGUUGUUUCGGCCUGCCGGGACAUCAAACCCCCUCUGUUCUGGAAACCGACUGAUUGAAUUUCCCGGUCGCCACCAUGUCGACACCGGGUCGGCAACAUACACACCAGCCUCAUCCGCACUCCUAUAAUCCCCAGACGCCCUACGCCACAACAUCACAAACCGCCUACUCCUCAGGAAAUGCCUCCGCACCUCUUCCCUCGCCAACCAGAGCGCAGACACAACAAAGUCAUCACUUCUACUCGAUAGACUCACAAGGACGGAUACCUCCCGGCGUGCAUUCGACAUCGCCACCUCUCCCGACUUCCAGCCAUCCUCAUCAGCAGCCGGCAUAUACGAACGGGUAUCCGACGGGGCAAUACCAACAAAUGCCGCACCAGCAGAUGAGCGCCUCGUCCGCUCCAGCGCCUGCACCCGCUGCGCAACAGAUGCCGCAGUCACAGUCGAAUCCGCAUGCAGCACGACCACCAACAUACCCACCGAACGCGGGCACCACGGCUGCAGAGACGGCGGCAUUCUUGGAAGAUUACGGACUUGUGGCUGAGGCGGCGAAGCGGGCGCAGAUAGCGUGCUUAAUGAGAGACAUGGAAGGGGUGGAACUAUAGAGCGGAAACGCAUGUACAGCAUAUCCGCGCCGGGAAGCGCGUGUAAAGCAAGAGAAGGCGUUUCGUUUAUCAAUAUGGAUGGGGAUUUGCAUCAGCAAUGGCGUUUAGAAGACGGGUUGGAUAUUCGUCCACCGAAGUCAUCUGGUUGCUUCAUAUAUGGCAAAUUGGUCUCGGAAAUGGGUCACUAUUCUACGUCGAAUAUGUUUACUCGGAUAGAUAAUCCAUUGUUAAAUACGCUGCGAAACAUCUUCUGGAUAUUCGGAUUCUCCUGUGUUAAUAGUCUAAGUUAGACCGGAAUUUAGGGAUCCAGUC
Eremomyces bilateralis CBS 781.70 is the source of this 1165-nucleotide messenger RNA. RefSeq lists its product as uncharacterized. NCBI's taxonomy places the organism in Eukaryota, Fungi, Ascomycota, Dothideomycetes, Eremomycetales, Eremomycetaceae. The coding region runs from base 326 to 853 and encodes 175 amino acids. The record is from RefSeq and is a predicted model, not a curated record. The transcript is spliced from 2 exons.